CUUCUUUUUCGAACGCGCCCCCGACAAGAAGCCGUUUCAUUCGGAUUGGAGAAAAUCUAUCUGACCCCCCCCCACCCGCUUAGACCUGUAUCCAAAGCGGAUACAAUCCUCUCUUUUUCCUUCAUCCAGUUGCUAUGGCCUAGACUACUUUGGAUAUUCCUGACUUUAUGCGCAUCACCCGACUCACUGUGCGGAUGUGACGUGCAUUCGUCUUCCUGUUUUCCUGUCUUCCCUGAUGUUUGGUUGGCCGGGCUACCGACCCUCUGUCCUUUGGCUUGCCGCAAAUCAACCUCCAGUUUCCGUCCUUAUGGAACACACGAGGCACACGUGCAGCCCUUCAUCCAUCCACCAACCCACUGCCGCCAGCAGACACCCCAAGCCGCUAGUCCACGAAGGGCAUGCAUGAAGUCGGGAUGA
Protopolystoma xenopodis is the source of this 417-nucleotide messenger RNA. Lineage: Eukaryota; Metazoa; Platyhelminthes; Monogenea; Polystomatidea; Polystomatidae. The record is from the annotation of a GenBank genome assembly.